GACACUAGGGCGGACAAACAUCAAUCUUCAUUCCUGCGUAGUAUUGCAGGCUUCUCGAUCAGUUAAUAUCAUACCAGAGAAGGUACUGCUUCCGCCGACCGGCGCCGCCGCCAUGUCCGGCACGAAGUCCCUGCUCAAGGCCAUCAACGAGGCCAUCCGGCAGCAGAGGUGGGACGAUGCAAUCGAGGCCGCCGAGGACGUGUUCCAGAAAGACCCCAGAAAUUACCAAGCACACAUCUUUUUGGCGUUCGCCUUGGACAAGAAGAACCUGCCCGACAAGGCGGAGAGGACGUACAUGACCGCCACUGGUCUGAAGCCCAGCGACCCGCAGGCAUGGCAAGGUCUCAUCAAGUUGUACCAGCAGCGACGGGCCCAAAAGCUGGCUCCCUACCAACAUGCCGUACUCAACCUAGCCCAGAUUUACCGGGACGCCGAUGAGAUGUACAAGUGCCAGGACGUGGUCGACAAGUUCAUUGACUAUGCCCGCACUCAUGGGAAGCGGGAGCAGUAUGUGGACGCGCUGGAUCUGAUCCUGCCUGAAAGCCCCAUCUAUCCAGCUCUGGAGGGCCGUGUCCCGCAUCCGGCCAAGACGUACGAGAUCCAGGCCCAAAUCAUCGAGGCGGACGAGAAGAAGCGGAUCAACACUCUGAUCGGCGAUCGGCGCACUAGGAUAGGCGCCCGCGUGAGCGAGGUCACCCUCGAGGUUAAGCGCGAAGUUUAUCAGCAGAGCCGCCUGGAUCAUGUCUAUCGCCAGUUGAUCGACUGGGCCACCGACGACGAUGUGCGUCGGAAAUACGAGGAGAAGCUUUUGCAGUACUGCUACGAGAGGCUGCUUGCCUGGCCCCCGGGCGAGCAGAAGGACAGGGAAGCAGCGAUUGUCCGAAAGCUGGCAAAUGACAUGGUCAUCAUCAGGCAUCCAUUCAAAUUUGCAUGGGACAUUGCCAUUAACUGGCAGGACCACAAGGACAUCCAAGACUGGGACGUGACCGUUCUCAGGCAGUACUGCACCUUUUUUCCCGACAGCGACCUCAGCAGGGUCAUCAUGGCCUUCCUCACAAGUGACAUCUCGCCCUUUCCGAAGGAGGAGGCCCCGAAGCAGCCGGUGACAGGCGCCCGCGCCGAGACCGAAGACGAGAGCGAAGACGACGAGGAAGGGGGCGUCCCCACAACCUACGUUCCGCUGACCGAGGAGGACCGGCUGUUGAUGAUGAUGGAAGGCGGAAGCAGCGCGGACUCGCUCUUCGCGCUCAGGUUGGCGGGAGAGUAUUACCAGCACAUCGAGGAACACGAGAACAACGUCGAACUCAUGCGCAAAGCUCUCGAGCACGUGAGGCUGGAGCGCUCCAGGACAGGGCUCUCGUUCCGAAACAGCGAGGAUGCCUUCUCGCUGUGUCUCGGAACCGCCCUAGUGUUCUACCAGUCGCCGCGCCACCACCAGGAAGCCAAAAGCCUGUUUGACGGCGUGCUUGCGCACGAACCGUCGUCGACCCGCGCGAUGAUUGGCGUCGGCCUGAUCUACGAGGAGGAGGAGGAGUACAACGAAGCCAUCGACUUCUUGGAGAGGGCCCUGCAACGCGACCCGGACAAUCUCCGCGUCAGGACCGAGGCCGCCUGGGUGAAGGCCUUGAAAGGGGACUUUGAGACCAGUAGGCGCGAGCUGGAGAGUUGCCUGCCGCUGCUGAGCAAAAAAGGCCAGACAAACAAGGAACUCCUCGCACAGACCCAGUACCGCGUUGGCUACUGCCUCUGGAACCUCGAGACAUCCCGAGCCGCGAGGAAGAACCGUGCCGGGGCCUACGCCUACUUCCUCGAAGCCCUCAAGAGCAACCUCAAUUACGCACCCGCCUACACGAGUCUGGGUGUGUACUAUGCAGAUUACGCCAAGGACAAGAAGAGGGCGCGCCGGUGCUUUCAGAAAGCCCUCGAGCUCUCCCCAUCCGAAGUCACUGCGGCCGAGAGGCUCGCCAGAUCUUUCGCAGAUGACGGCGACUGGGAUCGCGUCGAGCUCGUCGCCCAGAGAGUGGUCGAUUCCGGCAAGGUCAAACCCCCUCCCGGAUCGAAGCGCAAGGGCAUCAGCUGGCCCUUUGCUGCCCUGGGCGUGGCAGAACUCAACAAACAAGACUAUCGCAAGGCGAUUGUCUCGUUCCAGGCAGCCCUUAGGAUCUCGCCCGAGGACUAUCACUCGUGGGUCGGCCUAGGCGAGAGCUACCACGGCUCCGGCCGGUAUAUCGCGGCCACCAAGGCGAUCCUGAACGCCCAGAAGCUAGAAGCGGCUGUCGACGGCAGCAUCUCCGAGGGGACGUGGUUUUCGAAGUUCAUCCUUGCCGAAAUCAAGCGCGAGUUGGGCGAAUUUGACGAGGCCAUUGCGCUGUAUCGCGAGAUUGUCGCUAGCCGCCCGGACGAAGAAGGUGUGGCGAUUGCCUUGAUGCAAGCUAUCGUGGACAGCGCCCGGGACAGCUUGGACAAGGGCUUCUUUGGAAAGGCGGUCGACCUCGCCGUCGAGACGCUGAAGUUUGCGGACCAAGCACCCGGGACAAUCAAAGAGACGUUCAAUUAUUGGAAAGCGGUGGCAGACGCCUGCUCCUUGUUCUCGAGCGUCCAGGGAAGACUGGCCGAGUUUCCGGUCGAUCUGGUCCAGCAACUGCUUGGCGCCAAUGACUCGGCGCUUGAGCAGGUCGUCGACGUGGACGGGGUCGGCAGCGGCAUCACGAACGGGCUAAAUUCUGAGGUCAGCCAAAUUGGCCCCGACCUGACGCGAGUUCUCCAUGCCACCAUUCUGGCGCACAAGCGCGCCAUCCAUGUCUCUGCGAACGACGUGCAUGCGCAGGCCGUAGCGUAUUACAACCUCGGCUGGGCAGAGUACCGUGCGCACAUGUGCCUGCCCAUGCAAUCCAGAAGGAAAGCGACCAAAUACCUGAAGGCGGCGAUCGCGUGCUUCAAGCGGGCCAUCGAGCUCGAGGCAGGCAACUCCGAGUUCUGGAACGCGCUCGGCGUGGCGACCAGCGGCGUCAACCCGGCCGUCUCACAGCAUUCCUUUGUUCGCAGCCUGUACCUGAAUGAGGGCGGGGCGCAUGCAUGGACAAACUUGGGAACCUUGGCUCUGCUCCAGGGCGAUGUUCAGUUCGCCAACGAGGCCUUUACGAAAGCCCAGUCGGCCGAUCCUGAUUACGCUCACGCCUGGCUCGGGCAGGGCCUGGUGGCUCUGCUGCUCGGAGACCGGAAGGAAGCGCGCGGGCUGUUCACCCACGCGAUGGACAUCUCGGAGAGCUCGUCCCUGGCGACCCGGCGGCACUACGCUGUCUCCAUGUUCGAUCACAUCAUGGAGUCGCCGUCCGACGUGCCCGUCGCGUCGCUGAUCCAACCUAUCCUCGCUCUCAGCCAGCUCCAGGGGCUCAACCCGCAGGAGCUCGCCUACGGCCACCUGUCGGCACUCUUCCAGGAGCGCAACCUCGAGCACGACCGUGCCGUCGCCACGCUCGAGAAGCUCUGCGCCGCCCUCGAAGCAGACUACGAAGUCAGCGAAUCGCCCGAGUCGCUCAAGCGGUUCGCUAUCGCCAAAGCCGACCUCGCGCGCGCCUACCUCGCGGCCGGCUCGAACGCGGAGGCCGUCGAGGCGGCCGAGCUGGCCAUCCAGCUGAGCAGCGACGAGUCCGACAGCGAACUGUCGGCCGACGAGCGCAGGCGGGUCCGGCUCAGCGCCCACGUCACCAUGGGCCUGGCGCGGUACUACCAGCAGGGGGGCGGCGUCGACGAGGCGGUGGCGUGCUUCGACUCCGCCAUCGAGGAGUCGGACGGCGACCCCGACGUGGCGUGCGUCCUGGCGCAGGUGCUGUGGGCGACGGGCAAGGAGGAGGCGCGCGAGCGCGCGCGCGAGGUGCUGUUCGGCGUCAUCGAGCGCGUGCCGCACCACGUGCAGUCGGUGCUGCUCCUGGGCGUGAUCGCGCUGCUGGACGAGGACGACGAGAGCCUGGAGGCGGUCGUCGCGGAGCUGCAGGCCCUGCGGGCGAGCGACGAGGGCGUGUCGCCCGCCGACCAAAAGCGGCUAGGCGAGGUGCUGCGCGCUGUCGCGGCCUUCGGGAAGGGCGGUGGCGGCGACGACGCCGAGGAGCUCAAGGCGCACCAGGCGCGCGCCGACGUCAUGUUCCACCCACACCUGCCGCACGGGUGGUCGGAGCUGGGCGCGCUGGGCGGGGAGGAAGGCAAGAGCGCGGCCGAGAUGGCGUUGCGGGUGGCCCUCAAGGGCGUCGCGCCGAGGGGGGAUUUGGCGGCGGAGGAGCUGGCCAGGGCGUAUGCCGGCACCGGGAGGGCCGUGGACGCGCAGACGGCGAUCAUGGUUGCGCCGUGGGAAAAGGCCGGGUGGACGGCUCUGGCCGAGGUCAUUCAGGGGUGAGCAUGUUUAUGCACAGGGCAGCCAUGUCUUGGUAGACGGAAAAACGGAAAGAAAAGAAAAUAAUAG
Molecule: messenger RNA, 4456 nt
Organism: Thermothielavioides terrestris NRRL 8126
Lineage: Eukaryota; Fungi; Ascomycota; Sordariomycetes; Sordariales; Chaetomiaceae
Exons: 2
Coding region: 113-4390 (1425 amino acids)
Cellular component (GO): Ski complex
Molecular function (GO): protein binding
Source: RefSeq, a predicted model, not a curated record